CAUUUUACAUAAUUUUUCUGUUUGGAACAUAUGGAAAAAUCAAUUCUGGAUUGUUAAACACGUUUCCCAACUGUGUUUUCCACCUGCCAGCAAAGCAUUCAAAAAGUAGAAGUUGGAGUGUUUCAUUUGGAUUUCUGCUCUGAAGGAAAGUUGCUCAGAUAACAUCUGUCUUAAGCACAGAUGAUGUCAAGACUCCAGCCCUGCCUUCUCUCCUGGCUCCUCUUGGCCACAUGCUUCUACCAUUCACUGGAGAUGGCCACUAAUUUACAGCAAAGCUUCAAGACUGAUCUCCUCCACUUUUAUCACACGUUAAUUCUUCCAGAUGGCAAGGAAACCACAGUCCAUCUCUUGAAGGAUGUACUGAAAAGGUAUUAUUUUGUUUUAGAAGAAGGUAGAACCUCAGCACCAUUAACAGUGACAGUGACCCCAUGUGAUGUCCCCAUCGAGUGGAGUAUACGGGUCCAUAAGUCUUCAACAAACUACCUUGGAAAAGCAGUUCAAGAUAAGCUGGAUGUUGAAGAAUCUCCAAAGUUUCAGAAGACUGCAAAAAUAGUUUCAACUCUCUUUAGCUACAGAGGCAAUUCUGUGGAAACCUACACUGGGACAUCUUACUAUUCUGCUGUCUAUAUGUUUGAAUUUCUGUCAGUUGAAAGAGAUACUCACAUUACAGUGUAUUUAGCUACUCACACAACUUCAGAACACCUAUAUCCAGAACUUCCAGCAGAUCCACGCAUUGAUGUCAUUGGGAUUGGGCACACCACAGUAACUCUAGCUUGGAAGCACAGUCCAACAGCUUUGCAAGACAAAGAAAACACCCAGUACUGUGUUUUGAUGAAUGAAAAACACAACUACAAAAGUUUGUGUGCUGCAGAAACUGCAAUAAGAUCUUCUGGAAUGAAAUCAUACCAAGCAUUGGCAUUCUCUCUCCCUCAAUAUGGAGCUUUGCUGGAUACUCAACAAGUGAUGAUACUGUCCAAUGGUGAAUUAAGCAUCAUCAGCAAAGCUAGCAAUGGGGAGGUGAGGCAAACAUGUGUGGGCACCAAGAACAGCUACACAGUGCCCAAUCUUACUCCUAGCACUCAGUACUACUUUGAUGUUUUUGUGGUCAACUUCCUUACCAACGCCAGUGCUGCUUUUACUGGAACCUUUGCCAGGACUCUUGAAGAACCUGAACCCAAAGUGACUGACAUGAAAGAUGGGAAGAUGAUACAACUCACCCUGGAUGGAAGAAAGCAAAAAUCCUAUACUUUGCAGUACCAGGCAAGGCACAAGCAGGUCCAAUUUGCUUUCCAGUCUUGUAGUGGCCAAGUACAAGUUGAAAUCUCUAGGAAUGGGAAAGUGCUGAUGUCAGAAAGAUUUGCAGGCUUGAGACACUUUGUGCUAAAGGGAAGGAUAGGUGAUACCUACUCAGUACAGUUGGGAUCUACCGAACCUUCAAAUGCUUCUGUAAAGGUUCAGGUGUCAUCCCUCUUCCAUAAACCUUUCUUUCCAGCUCUUCCAGAGAGUUUAAAAAUUAAGUCCUUUAGCAAGCUGAGGACUUGUAAUUCAGUCACUAUUGCCUGGCUAGGAACCCAGCAGCUCAGCAAGUACUGUGUAUACAAGAAACAGAUUGAGGAGGACCAAGUCUGGAUGGAAACAAGGAAUGCUGACCGGUGCUCAGGACCUGAAUCAAGGCAAAAAGGUGACAAAGUCCUGUGCAAAUAUUUCCACGAAGCUAACUUACACCGAGCGGUGACAACAGCAACCAUCAAAGGGCUGGAAGCAGGGAUUGUCUACUUGUUUGAUGUUUAUCUCAUUGGUCCCUCUGGGAUGCCAGUCAGGUAUUAUAGCAAAGCUGUAAAGACACGGAAGAAAUGCUGAGCAUCCUUUAAGCAUUGACUCCUGAGGAAUGCUGAAGCUGGAGGAACGUUGGACACAUUACUCAAAAUGUGCUGGAACAGAAAACAGUGUUUUCCAUUAUAAAAUUUGAGAGGAAAAGAUAUUCAUCUAGAAUUAUAGACUUGCUCCUGGGACCUUCCCCUGUUAAUUUAAAAAAUCUCUUAUCUGCAGUUUUUCAAAAAGCACUUUAUAAACCAAAUGCUUGACAUCAAAAUCGAAACAUGCAUCUCAAAACCUGCACAAUUUCACUCUAGAAGAAAGAAUUACAGCAGAAACAGCAGCUACAUAGGCAAGCAAAUUUUGCAAGAUGAUUUUUCAAUAAUCAUUUCACCGUUGGUGUCCCAAACCCUCUAACCAGGAUUUAUAGCUGAAAAUUGGCCCUGCAACUUGGGAGCUGUAUACUUGGGUUGGAGGUGAACUGAAAUCAAGACUUUGCUUCAUUUUGUGUGGUCAUUUCUAAUUAGGCCAAAACCCAGAACUGGGAGACCCAGAACAAGGGAAGGGAAGAUUUUUUCAUAUGCAAGAAGCACCUGUUCCUUAUAUUUCUAUAUUACAUCUAGGGAUGCACCAUAGCUCAUAGCUAUUUGCCACUGUGAGGUGAUGUAGUGUGAGGACAAACAUGCAUUGGCUACACUACUGUUGAUAGGAUCCUGCGGAUACUGUGCCACUUUUUUUGUGAAGUAUUUUCCAAGAAAGAGAAGUACUCUCUGCCAUAGUCUGAUCUAGUGUGAUCUAGACAUUUGAGGGUUUGACUAGGGCUCAGAGAGCCCAAGGUUCAAAUUUUGCAAAGCCAUGAAAAGCCACUCAGGCCCUUUCUAAACUGCCAUAUGAAAUCUGGGUCAUCUGCUUUGAACUGGAUUAUAUGGCAGUGUAGACUCAUAUAAUCCAAUUCAAAACAAAUAAUGUGGACUAUCUGCAUUGAUAAUCUGGAUUAUAUGGCAAUGUAGAAGGGACCUCAGUGAUUUUGGAUAAGUCAGUUCUUGAAUUAUGUCUAAAGCCCAUUGCUUGAUUGAGGUGUGCCAAUGUGAGGAAUUAAUAACAGCCUGUGUCAAGAAGGCAUCAUUUCAGGGUUACUCAAGAUGUUUUCUAAAGUCCAAAUACGUCCCUAAAUGCAAAGGUUUCUACUAUCAAAACUCAGGUGUUUUUCAGGUGGAAGGGGCAUUUCUAUGGGCUGCAACAGUAGGAAAACUGGUGGGCAAAGGAAAUGAUCCUUCUCACUUCUUUGUCCUUCUAAAUGAAGAAACUCAAUUUCCUAAUUUGCUGAAGCAAAAGCAAAUUAGGAAAUUGAGUUUAACCCUUUUCUUAAACAACUGCAUCUCUUUCUUUAGCAAGAACUUUGGCCAGACUUUCUAAUACUUAAUACCAGAAAUUCACAAACAUUUGCUCUGUUGAUUCUUUUUCUUUGAAUGCACUGAUAUGCAAUUUAUACUUCACGAUACUCCUAUAACUGUUUACCUUUUUGCAUGUCCUUUUAUACAUUUCUAAUCAAAUACAACAUGUUCCAUUCUGCACUGAAUCUGUUACCGUAGCAUGUAACCACUCCAUCUCUUAGUUCUGUCAUUCUCUUUAUGUGGAAAGCAAUGUGUCUGGACAGCCUCUUCUUUGCAUGUAUGCUGUCCAUACUAUCAGGAAUAAAAAAGUCAUGUAUGUGAAAAGCAUCCAUAUGCAGGAGAAAUUUUCCUGUUCAGAUUUGCCAUUCCUCCACAUGAACAGAGUGAGAAACCAAGGGGGAUGGGGCUAGAACACUCCUCUCUUUUGCAUGUUGAUUCAGCACAUUUAUAUAAUGAGGAUACAUAACUUGUGUAGCUUUUUCCAAGGUGCUGCUCUUAUUCAAUAGCUGGCAUAGAGAGUGCCAGUAGAAACAGCUUUUGUUUUGAUGUUGCCUCUUUAGUUAUGACUGUAAAACAAAACACAGUGAGAGAGAUUAGAUAGAUAGAUAGAUAGAUAGAUAGAUAGAUAGAUACCUCACUAAUAUGUACAUACAAUCAACUUCCAAAACACUGCCUCAUGGAUAUUCUGCCUUUUAGUCAGAAAGUAAGAGUUAAAUAACCCAAAUAUUUAGAGUGGGAUACCCCAUAUUAUUCCUCUUCAGAUGUUUAGAUUACAGUUGAAAUGGACUCAAGAGGAAGGGGAACAUGCUAUCUCCCGUACAGCAUCCCAAUGUUGCUGUCCUCACUUGAAGAACAACAACAAAAGACAUGAGUCUCCACUGUGAAUGUAGAUUGUCCAUGGAAACCAGAACCAUAUGUACAUAUCUCUGUUGUAAUUAACAUUCUGUUAUGACAAAGUGUGGAGCAAAACUACAAUAGAAUGAAGAGUUACCCUGAAAAGCUUGCUGGCUAAUGUUGCUUAAAUCUUUUAGCAAACUACCAAUAUUUCUUUGAUUCUAAGAUGCUAUUGAUUGUAAGGAGCCCUCGAUGGCUCAGCGAGUUAAACUGUUGAGCUGCGAAACUUGCUGACCGAAAGGUUGGCGGUUCGAAUCCGGACAGUGGGGGGUGCUCCCGCUGUUAGCCUCAGCUUCUGCCAACCUAGCAGUUCAAAAAUAUGCAAAUGUGAAUAGAUCAAUAGGUACUGCUCCUGUGGGAAAGUAACGGCGAUCCAUGUAGUCAUGCUGGCCACAUGAAUUUGGAGGUGUCUACGGAAAACACUGGUUCUUCGGCUUCGAAAUGGAGAUGAGCACUAACCCACAGAGUCAGACAUGACUAGACUUAAUGUCAGGGGGAGAAACUAUUGAUUGUAAGGCACACAUUAAUUUCAGUACCACCAAAAGACAAAAAUGCUUUAUAUAUAUUUUUUAAAGCAUCCACAGUUCCAAGAUGCAGCUCAUAUUUAGAUGGUGAAAAAAGUACAUCUUAGAAUCAAAGAAAUAUAGUAUAUAAAUGUGAAUACAAAAGAAAGAAGAUGAUUUCAAGGUGUUAUUGAGGGGACAAAAGGGGAGGAUUAGGAGGCUGCACAUCCAAUUGCCAUUCAAGCAUGUUUUUUAGUUCCAGGAAAUCCUUCCUCCAUUGGCUUCUCAGGUGAAGCAUCUUUAUAUAUCUACCAUUGAGAUACAGGCCAUGGCUCUGCUUAUGCCAGAGAAGAAUAGUCUCACAGUUACAUUUUAGGAACACAAGGUGUGCUUUAGAGCACAUAAAACAUUGCUUUUUGUAACUGCAAGCUGUAGGGGUGAUCAAUCAUGGUGAAAACCCCCAUCUUUGACUGAUUUUCUCAAGACUUGUCCUACCAUUGGGCAGAGUAUAAGGCAUAUACAUUAGGCAGCUGAUUUUGGCUAUCAUAAAGAAGCUACAGUUUAUUAUUUAUUCCAUUCAUUAUGAUUGCAUCUGUUACUGGCAGAGAUGGGAAAACAUGAUUGUAGUAUUUCCUACGAAAGAUGCCAUUAUAAUUUCCCUUGUUUGAACCCUCUGGACCUUGAUUUGUUUGCUCUUAAGCCAGUCUUGGAUCUCCUAACAGAAAAACUGCUCAUUUUUUCCCAAGAAAUCCCAAGAUUUCCCCAAAACAUGAAUGUACAAAAGCAAAUGCAUUUUUCUUGAAUAAAUAUGAUACAGAA
Molecule: messenger RNA, 5425 nt
Organism: Anolis carolinensis (green anole)
Lineage: Eukaryota; Metazoa; Chordata; Lepidosauria; Squamata; Anolidae
Product: protein NDNF
Exons: 4
Coding region: 181-1860 (559 amino acids)
Molecular function (GO): protein binding; heparin binding
Source: RefSeq, a predicted model, not a curated record